Nymphaea colorata (pocket water lily) is the source of this 2400-nucleotide messenger RNA. Its product is annotated as V-type proton ATPase catalytic subunit A. Gene Ontology annotation, biological process: ATP metabolic process; proton transmembrane transport. Bases 266 to 2137 code for a protein of 623 amino acids. NCBI's taxonomy places the organism in Eukaryota, Viridiplantae, Streptophyta, Magnoliopsida, Nymphaeales, Nymphaeaceae. Gene Ontology annotation, molecular function: ATP binding; proton-transporting ATPase activity, rotational mechanism; ATP hydrolysis activity. The record is from RefSeq and is a predicted model, not a curated record. The transcript is spliced from 21 exons. Gene Ontology annotation, cellular component: plant-type vacuole; proton-transporting V-type ATPase, V1 domain.
UACGCACUGGACAUUUGGAACAUCAUCGCGGUCACUAGGAAUUUAUGCUUUGCAUAAUGUUUCCCUUUUUUUUUCUUAAAAUUUUUUCAUCGGCUCCCCACCGCUCACUUCGGCCAGAGAGAACGGUGUCUGUCAGAUCUCUCCCCCUCUCUCUGGUUUUAAUCUAUUGAGGAAGGAUUGGCCUUCCUCCUCUCGGUUCUGGUACUGGAAUCAUCAUCUUCUUCUUUCGGACCGUCGAUCCGUUCAUUUUGGUUGGUGAGAGAAGAUGCCGUCUGCUUACGGUGAUCGCUUGACGACGUUCGAGGACUCGGAGAAGGAGAGCGAGUAUGGAUACGUUCGCAAGGUUUCAGGGCCAGUUGUUGUGGCUGAUGGCAUGGCUGGUGCUGCUAUGUAUGAGCUUGUUCGUGUAGGUCAUGACAAUCUUAUUGGUGAAAUUAUUCGUCUUGAAGGGGAUUCUGCUACAAUUCAAGUUUAUGAGGAAACAGGUGGAUUAAUGGUAAAUGAUCCUGUUCUUCGAACCCAUAAGCCAUUGUCUGUGGAGCUUGGUCCUGGAAUCCUGGGUAACAUUUUUGAUGGGAUUCAGCGGCCACUGAAAACAAUUGCACUGAAAUCUGGGGAUGUGUACAUUCCUCGAGGUGUAGCUGUUCCUCCACUUGACAAGGAUACCUUGUGGGAGUUUCAACCUAAAAAAAUAGGUGUUGGUGAUCUGCUGACAGGUGGUGACCUGUAUGCGGCCGUAUUUGAGAAUAGUUUAAUGCAGCAUCAUGUUGCACUUCCUCCUGGUUCUAUGGGCAAAAUUACCUAUGUUGCCCCUCCUGGCCAUUACUCGAUUAAGGAAACUGUAUUAGAAUUGGAGUUUCAAGGUGUAAAGAAACAGUUCACUAUGCUCCAGACUUGGCCUGUACGUACACCUAGACCUGUUGCGGCAAAGCUCGCAGCUGAUACACCUCUUUUAACUGGCCAGCGCGUUCUUGAUGCUCUGUUUCCCUCAGUGCUUGGUGGUACUUGUGCUAUACCUGGUGCAUUUGGCUGUGGGAAGACAGUUAUUAGCCAGGCUCUUUCAAAGUAUUCAAACUCAGAUACUGUUGUCUAUGUUGGUUGUGGAGAGAGAGGAAACGAAAUGGCUGAGGUGCUUAUGGACUUCCCUCAAUUGACAAUGACAUUGCCUGAUGGCCGUGAAGAAUCUGUGAUGAAGCGUACUACACUUGUUGCAAAUACAUCAAACAUGCCUGUGGCUGCUCGUGAGGCAUCCAUUUAUACAGGAAUAACUAUAGCAGAAUACUUCCGAGAUAUGGGAUAUAAUGUCAGCAUGAUGGCUGAUUCUACUUCCAGAUGGGCAGAAGCAUUGCGUGAAAUUUCUGGACGGCUGGCUGAAAUGCCUGCUGAUAGUGGGUACCCAGCAUACCUGGCAGCUCGAUUGGCAUCUUUCUAUGAACGUGCUGGUAAAGUGAAAUGUUUAGGUGGUCCAGAUCGUACAGGUAGUGUGACAAUAGUUGGUGCUGUUUCACCUCCUGGAGGAGAUUUCUCAGACCCUGUGACAGCUGCAACGCUUGGAAUUGUUCAGGUCUUUUGGGGUCUUGACAAAAAGCUUGCACAAAGGAAGCACUUCCCAUCUGUAAAUUGGCUUAUUUCUUAUUCUAAAUACACAAAGGCGUUGGAAUCUUUUUAUGAACAAUUUGAUCCAGAUUUUAUCUCCAUCAGGACAAAAGCUCGUGAGGUUCUACAGAGAGAAGAUGAUCUGAAUGAAAUUGUUCAGCUGGUGGGUAAAGAUGCUUUGGCAGAAUCUGACAAGAUCACACUGGAGACAGCUAAACUUCUUAGGGAGGAUUAUCUUGCUCAAAAUGCUUUCACUCCGUAUGAUAAAUUUUGCCCAUUUUACAAAUCAGUCUGGAUGAUGAGGAACAUUAUUCAUUUCAAUGCACUAGCUAAUCAGGCUGUGGAACGUGGAGCCGGAUCGGAUGGCCAGAAGAUAACAUACAGCAUUAUCAAGCAGCGUCUUGGUGAUCUAUUCUACAGAUUAGUGUCCCAAAAGUUUGAAGACCCGGCUGAAGGAGAAGAUGCCUUGGUCAGGAAGUUCAGCCAACUAUACGAGGAUCUCACCACUGGGUUCCGCAACCUGGAAGAUGAAUAUCGUUGAUUUUUGUUUUCCGCUGGCGUGCAUGUCACUUGAGAGAGUUGGAUCUUUUGAUGAGUUUGUAUCUUUAAAUCCUGAUUUUUUUUUCCUUUUCAAGUUUUGUUCGAAACCCUGUGAAAUUAGUAUUCUCAGCUCCUUAGUCCUGCCACUACUAUGCUUUUAUUUAGUAGUAAUAAGAGAUCACCCUAUUCGGAGGAUGAUUAUAUGAUUCCCUCUGAAACGGUCCACACACUUUCUAAUAAUAGUUGUCCUUAUUUUAUGAUCAA